Molecule: messenger RNA, 216 nt
Organism: Capronia epimyces CBS 606.96
Lineage: Eukaryota; Fungi; Ascomycota; Eurotiomycetes; Chaetothyriales; Herpotrichiellaceae
Exons: 1
Coding region: 1-216 (71 amino acids)
Source: RefSeq, a predicted model, not a curated record
AUGGGAUUCUUUUUCCUGGCACCGCUCGGCCUCAAAUUCGCCAGAGGGAAGAAGUUGCACUUCUUCACCGACCUGAGCGACGACGAGGCUCUCCGCAUCUUGUUCGACAGGUAUCCCGAGAGACGUAUGACGAAUCUCACCAAUCUACCUCCGCCGGAGAUGCAUUUGCGCUACGUAUUGGGGAUUUUCCCGCUCAAACCGGAGCGAGCCGAAUGA